AUGAAUAGUGCUAAAACGGUUAAAACUACCCGGGCGGGUCCCAGCCAUGCUGGGGAAUCCCGUGGCCGCUCACAAGGCGGUCGGCCCUGUGUAUACGGGGGGGCCAACACUAUUCCGCGGUCUCGGCCGCGUCACGACGACUCAAGCAACCACAACACGGACUCGAACUCGCACAACGGAUCGGAAACUGACGAAACGGAGGUGGAGGCCUGUGCCCCGUUGGCACACGCCGAAACCAACGACCACGGCAAACCCCAGACGGACUCUGAGAAGGAGAAGGAGGAGGGCAAGGAGAAAUCGGCGCGGAAGCGCAGGCGUCGGCAGGGGAGUGCCCGAACAAGCACCGACAACUCUUCCCUGUCAGAAGAGGAGACGGCCCCGGCCCCCAAAUUCAGCACUGCACGCCGUGGCAAGAAGGCCGGCAGUGCCCAGCGGGCCCAGGACUACUACCGGAGGGUAGAAGAGCUGGAGGAGCUCGACUUCAAUGUCGACCUGGACAAGAGGGCCAAGGCCAGCCUGAUCCGCCGCGAAGGAAGCCGGGCGGGUGGCUCAACCUCGCCGGACCUUGAAGACCCCAAGUCCAGGGUCGACUACGAAAGGCUGGAUCUGGAGCAGCUGAGGGCCCGCGGGGGACUGUUUGUCUCCGAGAUCGCCCGCGUCUCCCAGAUCUCUGGACGGCUACAGGGCCCCCUGAAAGGAGCCCUCAACAGGUCGGCGGACAACCUAGCCGGCAUCCUUGACCAGCUCGCAGCCCGGUCAGAGACUGAGGAGAACCGCCGGCUGAGAGUCGACAACGCCAACCUGAGGAGAGAAGUUGAGGGCCUCCAUGGAGAGAUCCGCGCCCUUAGGCGUGAUAUGGCGGAACUUACUGCCAACGUCGGCAAGAGCGCCAACAAACGGGCGACACCCCCGCCGGCGGCCCCGUCAGCUAGCGAGGAGGAGAUGGAGCCGCAAGCUCCCACGAGGGACCCCCUUCCGCAGGGCGCAUUAUGCGCCCAAUCAAUUGAAGAGCUGCUGCAGAUGGCAUGCCAGAGGGCCGUCGACUCGGCGGCUAAACUCAUCGACGCCAGAUUGGGGGAUCUGGAGAGCCGUCUGCCGCCCCAGAAGACCCUCCGCCCCCCGCUCGCGGCCGACAGUAGGACUCCCCCGGCCCCUACGGAGGGCCCAACCCCAGCGCCAAGGUCAGCCCCCGGGCGAAAGAAGACACGCCCAACAAGGCCGCAACCCCCAUCCCAGCCGGAACCAGUAGCUUCCAGCCAAGAGGUCCAGACGGCGCCCUCAUCGGCUCCUCCAGCCGAAACAUGGGCCACCGUGACACGGAAAGGGAAGAAGAAGAAACCCAGGACUGCCGCCGCUUCCCAACCGGUCCCUGCGCCCAGGACGGCUCCAACGGCGACGAAACCGAAGCCCAAACGGGUAAAACUGACCCCUCCCCGCAGCGCGGCCAUCGUGGUGACGCUGCAGCCAGAGGCGGCAAAGAGAGGGUCUACCUACAAAGAGGUGCUCACUAAGGCCAAGGCUGCAGUGGACCUGUCCGAGCUGGGAAUCCCCAGCAUAAAGGUCACUGACUCGGCGACCGGGGCUCGACUUAUCGAGGUUCCGGGAACCGAGUCCAGAGAAAAGGCCGACAAGCUGGCGGACAAGCUAAAGGCGGUUCUCGGUGGCGAUGUGACUGUCACCAGACCUGAGAAGCGCGCGGGCGUGCGCAUCUCUGGCCUGGACGAGUCCGUCACCAGGGAGGAGGUUGCCGAAGCGGUGGCUAUCAAGACGGGUUGCUCUACGGGAGCAGUUAGAGUGGGGGAAAUCCGGCGCAGCUCCCGUGGAGAGGGAGUAGCCACAAUCAGCUGCCCGGUUGUUGCGGCCAAGGCACUGUCGGAGGCCGGCCGCUUCCUGAUUGGGUGGUCCUCGGCCCGUGUCCAAGUCUUGGAGGCUCGCCCGAUGCGCUGUUUCAAGUGCAUGGGGCUUGGACACACCCGACAGCUGUGCCCUUCUUCGGCCGACCGCAGUGGCCUGUGCUUCCGGUGUGGAAAUCCGGGGCACAAGGCCGCCGAAUGUUCGGCAAAGGACGCGCGCUGCGCUGUUUGCGCUGAGGCCGGCCGCGAUGCCAGCCAUCACAUGGGGGGUAGGAAUUGCAACCCCCCGCAAACAAGAGGGAAGACAGCCGCAGGGGUCCUGGUCCCCCUGGUAGAGGAGCACCAUGAGCAGUGCGAGGAGGCAGACAUGCUCGAUGGGUAG
Ostrinia nubilalis (European corn borer) is the source of this 2235-nucleotide messenger RNA. RefSeq lists its product as uncharacterized. Gene Ontology annotation, molecular function: nucleic acid binding; zinc ion binding. Lineage: Eukaryota; Metazoa; Arthropoda; Insecta; Lepidoptera; Crambidae. The transcript has a single exon. The record is from RefSeq and is a predicted model, not a curated record. The coding region runs from base 1 to 2235 and encodes 744 amino acids.